UCCGCGUCCCAAAAAUGACACCAGCGCUCUCCCGUCUUCGGACGGUCAGUGUAUUUGUAUUUUUAAUUCCGGCGACUCUGGGCAUGGUGUUAAUUGAAAGUAAUAUCUACAACAUCGAUGAAUCAACCACUGCUGGUGUGCGAUUGGAUGAUCCGUCCACGAUACUGCCUGCGGGAUUCCAAAAUGAAACAACGGUAGCACCGAUACACUUAACACUCGACGAAAGGAUAGAGCUAGAAAAGCUAACCUGGCACUGGUACCCGUGGCGACGGAUCAACUAUGUGGUGCUGCCAGAUGGUCGUAAUGAGGAGGAGGAAUGUGAAGAAAACUCUGCCCUCGACGAUUUGCCCGACGAUAUUUUCACACAGGAACAACGGUUGCAAGGAGCGAUCGUGCUGCAUUUUGUCGGUGCCAUCUAUUUCUUCACCAUUGUUGCUUAUGUGUGCAGCGAGUACUUCUUGCCAUCGGUGGAGUGUAUCUGCGAGGAUCUGCAUCUCACACAGGAUGUAGCUGCGGCCACCUUCAUGGCUAUUGCCUCAACGAUGCCUGAAUUUUUCACCAACACAAUCAGUACCUUCAUUGCGGAUUCCGACAUGGGUUUGGGCACGGUUAUGGGUUCUUUGUUGUUCAAUACACUUGGCGUAGCAGGACUGGCUGGCUUGGCAACGAAAGCGCCGGUUCAACUGGACUGGUGGCCACUGACACGUGAUGCGGUCAUUUUCUCUGCCCACGUGGCGCUCCUCAUCGGAUUCGGCUGGGAUGGACGAAUCUACUGGUACGAAGCGAUGGUAUUCUUCAUUCUCUUCUUCGUGUACUUCGUGUUAAUGUUCCAGAAUAAGCGGCUUAUGAAGGUAGCUAAGAAGUACAUCGAAGUGAGGUGGAACAUGUGCGCCCGGGUUAUUCGUAACAUAGAGGAGGACGAACGGAUUGCGAACGAAGCGCAGAUACAGCAGAACAUUGCGACCAUACCGAACCUUGCGCGUAAGACACUGGAAAAGCCUGCAUUCCGGCCAUCGACUGCUUCCAUUCUUUCCGAGCAGAUGGCAGAGACCAGGAUGAAGAUGGGCGAACUACAGAUUCCUUCUCGCCACGUGGUGGAAGAUCCCGAUGACUACGAGGACAUGACGUUAUGGAAGAUCUCGUCCGAAACAUGGUACCGAGCCGUCUGGUGGUGGUACAGCUGGCCGAUGCGGUUCAUCACCAAGUAUACCAUUCCACAGCCGGCCAAAUAUCGCCGCUGGUACCCGCUGACAUUCGUCAUGUGCAUAGUCUAUUUGGCUGGAUGUGCCUUCAUGACUUUCUGGUUGCUGUCCAUCAUCGGUUACACCUUCGACAUUCCGGAAUCGGUCAUGGGACUGACGUUUUUGGCGUUCGGAGGCUGCAUGCCGGAAGCAGUGUCCGCCGUUAUCGUCAUCCGGUCAGGCAGUGGAGCCAUGGGCGUUUCUAACGCAAUGGGUGCCAAUUCGCUAGCCAUUUUAUUCUCGCUAGGGUUACCGUGGUUUAUCAAAACUCUAGCCGAUGGGGGUAGUGGCGCUAAUGCGUACUUGGUGAUCGCUUCCUAUGGGUUACAGUACUCGAUCAUAGCUCUGCUUGGUGCUGUCAUCUUCCUCUAUGUAGUGAUCUACAUCGCCUUGUACAAGCUACGUAAGAUUGUCGGUCUGAUUCUGUUUAUUGGCUAUGGAAUCAUCGUUGCCUUUAUGAUAUUGAACGAGCUGGAUGUGAUCAUACCGUCAGGAGACAAAUGCUGA
Anopheles darlingi is the source of this 1748-nucleotide messenger RNA. Its product is annotated as sodium/potassium/calcium exchanger 3-like. Lineage: Eukaryota; Metazoa; Arthropoda; Insecta; Diptera; Culicidae. The transcript is spliced from 6 exons. Gene Ontology annotation, molecular function: calcium channel activity; calcium, potassium:sodium antiporter activity. The record is from RefSeq and is a predicted model, not a curated record. Gene Ontology annotation, cellular component: membrane. Bases 15 to 1748 code for a protein of 577 amino acids. Gene Ontology annotation, biological process: calcium ion transmembrane transport; intracellular calcium ion homeostasis.